AAGCAAGCUGUCGAUGCUCUGGGGAGUGUCAGUUCCAACUGGAAUGUGUAAGAGCACUAAGGGCACACACGCAUCCCGAUUAAGCUUCUGAAGUGUUGAACAAAACCGUAUCUAGUGACUGUUUGUGUAUUUCCAUCUUGAAGCGUAAAGUGUGAAAGCACAGGCGAUGGUUAGUGCGAACGGAUACGUGAAGAUGGCGAAAAAGGGAACCAUCUUCAUGGUGGUUUGCAUCGGGCUAGUUGCUACCGUGCAGAGUGUUGCCUCGCUGGCUCAGGAACGCCGCAACCUGGCGGCCGAAGCGUGUACGGAUGAUGUCGGCGAAAGACAAUACUAUUCCGAUCGACGUAUCGAUCGCUUGGAUCAGGAUCAGGAACAACGGCUGCUGCUGUUUAAUCGGGUCGACAGACAGGGAGUGGAGGAGGCGGCGGAGGGCCGGCGCAUGAAAGUAGACCAUCGCGGAUUUGAGCGGUUCGUUGACGCUACUAGACGUGAAGAACUUUCAAACCGUGAGGCUACCGAUCGUGUGCUGGUCGGGCGCGAGCGGCGUGAGGAGGGCGUGACUGUAACCAGGCGUGACGCUGAACGACGUGAAAAUCGACUUGAAGAGCGUAUGGAGAACCGUCGUACAGAUCGCCGUGACGAAAGACUACAGGAACGCCUCGGAGAGGAUCGCCGAAGGGAGGAACGCCGUGAGAACCUCCGAGAGCAACGUCGUGAAGAUCGUCUUCUAGACCGUGAAGAUAGAUUGGAUGGACAACGGAAGGAACGCCGCGAGGAACGCCGUGAGGAUCUCCGAUACAACUAUCGUGAUGAACGACGAGAACAACAGGAACUUCGUGAAGAUCGUCGACAAGAACGCGAUGAAGAGCGGCGCCAGGAUCGUCGUGAAGAUAGGUUAGAUGAACGACGAGAAGAACGUCGUGAGGAACUUCGAAGCAACUACCGUGACGAUGAACGACGAGAACGUCGAGAGAACCAACGAGAUGAACGUCGUGAAGAUAGACGUCAAGACCGGCUAGAAGACCGGCGCCAGGAUCGUCGUGACGAUAGGUUGGAUGAACAGGAACGUCAUGAGGACCGCCGAGAGGAACGUCGUGAAGAUCGCCGUGAAGACAGAAUUGAAGACCAGCGGAACAACCGAGAUGAACGACGGGAGGAGCGACGUGAAGAGCUCCGAGAGGGUCGCCGUCAAGAACGUAGAGAAGAUCGUCGGGAGAAUGCUCGAGAGGGCCGUCGCGAGGAAAGGAUGGAGGACCGACGUCUAGAACGCCGUGUAGAUGACCGAAGAAACAACCGGGAAGAACGUGGAGAGGACAUGCGAGAAGAAGAACGACAGGCCGAUCGUCGCGUCCGCGACAGGGAAGAACGUAUGGACCAACUUCGCGAAAGCCGUCGCCAAGAUCGAAGACUGGAACGUCGCGAGGACAUGCGCGAGGACAUGCGCGAGGAAGGUCGUCGUGAAGAACUCCGAGAGAACUACAGGGAUGAACGCCGUGAGGACACUCGCCGUGAGGACACUAGCCGUGAGGAGCGUCGUGAAGAACGUCGCGAGGAAGACCUUCGUCGAGAUCGGCUAGACGAACGUCGUGCAGAGCGUGAGGAUCGACGAGUUGAGCGUCGUGAAGAUGAGCCUCGCCAGGAGCGUCGAAUCCGUCAGGAAGUGACCGAUGAACGUCGUGCUGAACGCCGGGAAAACAAUGAACGUGCCGAAGAAGCCGAACGACGUGAAACCCGUAACGAUAGACUGAACCAAGCUGGACGCCGUUUUGAUGGCCGUGAAAAUCGUGCUGAGCGUCGCACUGUACGUGAAUUGAAGCAUAUGGACGAUAUGACUCGUGGCGAGGACAAGCUGGCCGCCUUCCAGCAGGAAAAUGCGUUCCUCUAUCAGCUGUUACAAACUGCAGCCCUCGUCGCUGUGGCUGGUUACUGGCUGCUGAAGGGUACGGGUGGAUCCAGCCCCGAAGGAGAAGAGCUGAAAAAGAAAGCAGCUCCUUGCUCCAUGAUGGAAUCUUUCGGCAAGCUGCUUGCCGUCGGAAAUGAGUAAA
Molecule: messenger RNA, 2045 nt
Organism: Anopheles gambiae (African malaria mosquito)
Lineage: Eukaryota; Metazoa; Arthropoda; Insecta; Diptera; Culicidae
Product: trichohyalin-like
Exons: 1
Coding region: 167-2044 (625 amino acids)
Source: RefSeq, a predicted model, not a curated record